GGUGUUUCAGAUCAUUUUGGGAGGGUCCCUCGAUAAGGAAAGAGCUUAAUCUAUAGGAGCGCCCGGCAACCAAUGCUUGUUAAGGAGUUUCGAAUUCCACUGCCAUUGGACGUUGAUGAAUUUCGAAAAGGGCAGCUCUACUCGGUAGCAGAAGCUUGUAAGAAUGAAACAGGUGGCGGAGAAGGAGCAGAGUUUGUGAAACAAAUUGAUUUCUUCGAUGACUCAACCAUUUUGCCGGGAAAGACGCUGUCGGGAACCUACACAUUCAAAAUCUACCGACUAAAGUCAAAAUCACCAUGGGUAUUACAAAAGAUAUUGCCUGAUGAAGCUUUCGAAGUUCAUGAAGAGAGUUGGAAUGCCUAUCCAUAUUGCAAAACAGUCAUAACUAAUCCCGGCUAUAUGGGAGAAAACUUCACUUUGGUAAUCGAGUCACUACAUCUUCCUGACAAUGGAUGUUCGGAAAACCCACUAAAUGCUCCACUCAAAAGAGAUAUAAUGUAUCUUGACAUAUGCGAUGACGUCACUAUAGGAAAAUACGACUAUUGCGCCGAUUUAGAUCCAAAACUUUUCUUAUCGGAGAGAACAGGGAGGGGACAGCUCAAACCGGAAUGGGUAUACUCUACGACUCCUAUUAUGUGUUGCUAUAAAGUUGUAACAGUUCAAUUUAAAUGGAUUGGACUGACUAAUUUUGUCGAGAAGACAAUUUUGAAGCAAUAUCCCAAGAUAUUUACAAAAUUUCAUAGGGAGGCCUUCUGUUGGGUGGAUUACUGGUAUGAUCUCACAGACGACGAGUUGAGGGAAUUCGAAGCAAAAAUAUCACAGCAGCUUCUGAAGCAAUUAGCAGAACCGGAGAAGAGGGGAGCUACGUGUGACGAUAGGGCUAUUAUCAAUUGAAUGAAGCAUAGUAACAGCAAAAUUUCAAACAGAAGAAUAAAACGAAAUGAAUUUGA
This is a messenger RNA of Cylicocyclus nassatus, 950 nucleotides long. The record is from the annotation of a GenBank genome assembly. Lineage: Eukaryota; Metazoa; Nematoda; Chromadorea; Rhabditida; Strongylidae.